Coccinella septempunctata (seven-spotted ladybird) is the source of this 2984-nucleotide messenger RNA. Its product is annotated as calponin homology domain-containing protein DDB_G0272472-like. The coding region runs from base 16 to 2799 and encodes 927 amino acids. The record is from RefSeq and is a predicted model, not a curated record. Gene Ontology annotation, biological process: negative regulation of oxidative stress-induced intrinsic apoptotic signaling pathway. NCBI's taxonomy places the organism in Eukaryota, Metazoa, Arthropoda, Insecta, Coleoptera, Coccinellidae. The transcript is spliced from 13 exons.
GCCUAAAAUCAUAUCAUGGAAGAUAAUAUCAAAGAAUAUUCGAAGGUGUCGAACAAUUCUUUGAACACUCCACAAGAGCAAGUUGCUCGUAGCAGUAUGGAAAAAUUGAAGAAAUCAGAAACUGAAAUUCAACCGAAAAAUGUCGUCAAAUCGACCUCAAUGAUUGCCCUUAAAACAUCCGAUUCGAAGGGUGCUGGUAACCUGGAAGUUCCUGUCAGUUCUCCAGAUCUCCAGAAAAUGGAUGACCCAAUCGAAAAGUCAGAAACCUACAUAACAAAAACAAAUCAAACAAUAUUGGAAACAGGAUAUGUCAAGCACAAGGAAGAAGGGAAAGUUGAAAAUGAAAUUCAAGAAUUAUUUAAAGCAAAUAAUCUAGAUGAAGAUAAGCCUCUUGACUUGAAGAGUGGGAGAAAGGGCGUCUGUUUUGAAAUAGCCGAAAGUCCUGAUAGAAUUUGCCGAAAGGGAAUCUGUAAACCUUCGCCUGAAGUCAAAGAAGAAAAAUCGGAAACUGGAAAGGACUAUUCAGUGACGAAGAAGAUUUGCCGUCGAGAGAAUUUGGGACUGCUCACUUGCAUCAACCGACCUUUGGUGAAAGGAAAAAAAACUGGUAUAGAAGAGAUCGAUGCAUCUCGUUGUACGACAUUGAUCGAAACUACCGUUUUCAAAGCAUCUGCCGAGAAAAUAGAUGAAUCCAUAAUCGAUGAAACGAAAAUCGAAGGAGUGGAAAAUCUCUUUGAGUCUGACGAAGAGAAUGGAAGAGAAACUGAAGAAAAAACAGCUGAUGAGGAAGAUGACGAACUGCUGAGGGAAGAUGAAACGCAAGAAGUUGCCGAAGUUUGCGAAUGCUGUCACUGUGCAAUAUGUAGAUGUAAACCCAAAUAUGUAAGGAGAGAACUAACAGAGUCUCAAAUGGAAAUGAGGAGAUUGAAAGCUCUGCAACUUGGUCUAGCGAAAGAUAAAUUAAGAAUGGUAUACUCCUGGGACACUUUAAAAGUUCCUACUAACUGGGAUUUUGAAAAAGAACAAAAAAUGCUCAGAAAAGCCGAACUGGAGGCGAUGUUAGAAGGAGCGGAAAAAUUGGAAAGGGAAAGAAUAGAAGCCCUGGCUGCACUCGAAGCAGAAGGAGAGCAAGAAGAAGAAGAGGAAGAGAAAGAAGGCGGAACAGAAGGAGAUAGGAAGGAAAGAAGGAGAGAAAGAGAAACGGAAGAAGAUUGGGCUAGGUACAAGGCUAUGGAAUGGGCAGGCCUUCGUCAAGAAUACACCCAUCCCGUCAAAACUUUAAAACUAGAUGAUCUAGAUGAAUUGUCCAACAUUUCAUGGACAUCUCAGCCCAAUCCACAGUAUCUCCUAGGAACAAUGGGAACCAAAAGAAGUAUAUCCACAUCUACCACUACUACUUACUUAGGUCCAAUUGAGGAGCGCGAAAAGUCCUUUGUGAAAGUGAGUUCCAAAGGUGUCAAACUAGAUGUACGACAAACAGAGAAAGAGAUGGAAAAAUUAUUCAAAGAAAGAAAGAGGAGGCAGAUCCAAGGAGUCGAAAAGAGAAGAGAAGCAGGAAAAAGGGUCAAAAUGACCGAAUCACUUCCAGAAUUAUCUCCAGUUGAUUCAUUACUGCAAGCAGAUACAUCCUCGAUAGAACUAGAGCAAAGACCAGAAAUUUACGACAGCCAUGUACAAGUAGCAGAUGGUAAGAAAAAGAAGAUGAAACCUUCGAAGGUUGCUGCUAAGGAAAUAGAUGAAAAUCGUUUACCACUGGGACUGAGAAGAGAGGCUCGAAAAUUGAAAAAACCCAAACAUAAAACCUUCAAGGCUUUGCCAGAAUAUGAAGCUGCAAGACUAGCAGCACUUCAAGCUCUUGAUAGGGACGCGAGGGCAACACAGUCAUGUCCCUGUCUACCUGGUUACUGCACAUGUGAAGGGGAUGGACAUUGGACCUUCUUGAAGUCCGAGCCUAAUCAAGAUCUCCUCGCAGACACUGGCGCUGUCACAGCUGAACGAACCGACAGUGAGCUGAGAGCAGCGGGCGUUUACGUAUGGGAAGAUAAUGAGUGUCCCUGCUCACAUUCAUACGAAGACUUACAUCCUACCCCAGAAGGUAGUGGAGAUUUCGUUGUAGCCAAAUCGUCAGAAUUGAGGAAAAAAAUUAUUCGUGAUGAAUACAUUUGCUCCUGCACGAAAAGAUAUGGGCAAACAGUUUUGAUCGUCAAACCUGACGCUAUGAUAUUCGAGGACGUAAUACGUAGAGCUCUUACCUACGUUGGUGGAUUAGAAAUCGUAAAUGAAAGGAAAAUCAUUUUAUCACCGGAGCAAGUUGCAGAAGUAUACUCGGAUAAAUAUUAUGGUGGUCAAUCGUAUCCACUCUUUGUCCUGAAAAUGAGUCGUAGUCCAGUUUUGGUUCUAUGUUUGGCUGGGUUGAGAGUUAUGGAUGUUAUUGAGUCAAUGAUAGGAAAAAAUAGAUAUAUCCCCGAUUCCUGGUUCCUUCCAGAAAGCAUCAAACGACGAAUAGUGUUAUCGGAAGAUUUAGAUGAUGCUUUUCACAUUUGUGAAGAUGCAGAGCAAGCUGCUGUUGAAAGCCGAUAUUUCUUUCCAAACUUGUUGGUGGAACCGAUUCCUACUGUCCCGAGCAAAAUAAAUGAUCUCCGCAACAAGUACCUGGAACCAACAUUAUCAAAAGGCCUAGCAGCUGUUGCCAGAGCAAAGCCCUCAGAUCCAAUUUUAUACUUAGCAGAAUGGCUUUUAACUCACAAUCAUUUUCAGCCUUGGUAUAAGCCUCAAAAUAUUAAUAUGGUUUCAAUUUGAAGAUUCAAAAAUUUUCCUAUAAAUAUGGGAUAUUAUAUAGUUUUUCCGGAUAAUAUGCGAAUAGUGAUCUCUAAGUUUCAACAAAUAUUUCACUUAACUAGUAGAUAUAUUUAUAUACAAUAAGUUUACUUUUAUAUGCUUUACUUUUAUUCGGUUUUAGACAUAUCCUUAUAAUAAACCAUAAC